This is a messenger RNA of Trichosurus vulpecula (common brushtail), 2817 nucleotides long. It is a transcript of the gene GJB1, whose product is annotated as gap junction protein beta 1. NCBI's taxonomy places the organism in Eukaryota, Metazoa, Chordata, Mammalia, Diprotodontia, Phalangeridae. The transcript has 2 exons. The record is from RefSeq and is a predicted model, not a curated record. Bases 1536 to 2387 code for a protein of 283 amino acids. Gene Ontology annotation, biological process: cell communication. Gene Ontology annotation, cellular component: connexin complex.
GCUAAGGAUUCUGCUGGGGGAGGUCAAAGAGAGAAAUCCUGAUUUAGGAGAUUCAAUAGAAAGCCUCAGUUGGGAGGUGAGGGUCGGAGAAGAGGGAGACAUCUAAUCAGUGAGGCAUUAGUAACUGAAUUAUUUCUCAAUAUGGCAUUGACAAGGAGCAAAGUGGGAACACCUUUGCCUUCGCCACAUCAGGGCUGAGGAGCAGGGAAGGAGAUGUGCAGAGGGAAAGAGAAAAGUAGGCCUCGACUUUCCCUGAGUAGAGUUUGUGAUACUCGUGUACCACAGCCAUAACCCAGGUGGGGCGAUAGAGCUUUGCUCCAGGGCAGCAAAAUUUAAAGGGCUCAAAAUUUUCAGAUAACCACUUCAAAAGAUUAUGGCAUUUUAAAAUGGUUCACACUCAUAGUUUGAUGACAUGGUAGCGUAAAACGGAGUUAGCAAGAAUAAUUGGAUAAAUUAAAAAGAAAUGAGGUAGUUGCACUUUCUCCUUUCCAGCAGCCACAUGCCAUAUGAGCUCCCCUGCCCCGGUUGGUCCCAUUUGUUCCUCCCCCAAAAACAGCUUCUAAGUAGCCCUCUAAGUAUCCCAGGGUCUCUUCCUCCACAGGGCCAGUGUCCCGGCCUAUCUCCCACAGGGCUGGCGUCUCUGUUUUCGCCUUCCAGGGUUGAUGUGAGGGCAAAGUCCCCCUUACUGCUAGUGGUGGCUCUGUCCAUAAUGAGGUAUUAAUGAACCCAGAGAUGCCCUAAGGGCAGGAAAAGGGGGGAGAAAGGGGAGCACAAAUGAACCGUGGUCUGCCCCCUGCAGCAUCUUUUCCCUUCAUACCCUGCACAGGUUGAAUGGUUGGUGUUGAGUGUUUGUAUGGGGCAACCAGGGCUAGAGGAAAAGCCAGGAGACAAGGCAGGCCUCGUUCCAGUACUGAUACUAACUAGCUGGGGCAGCUUGAGCCAGACCACUCCCCUCUGAAUCUCUGUUUACUCUUCUGUCAGAUAAGGUCCCCCCUCCCCCUGUCCUCUGACUCUCAGGAUACACAGUUUUUUUGGCUCUGGGUAGGUAUGUUGUAAUUCAACUAGAUUUUAAGUGCCUCAAAGGCAGUCCUGUGUCUCCUGCAUGUUCUGAACCUUUGAUUGCCAGCUGGGGCCAGAGCUGGGGGGAGAGGUCUUUUUAGAUUCCUCCAGUGACAGCCCAAAUGUGCUGGCUUUUCUCUUGUCCCCUUUCCCCCUGCUGGAAGCAACACAAAAACAGAUCGGUAGCUGGACUUUAAACAAAUGUCACUCCACCAGUCUGGAUUUCCAAACUAAGUCCCUCCCCCUGAAGGCUUGGAAGUUGCCAGACUCCCAAAGGAAAACUUGAAGAGCUGGUGGUGAGGGGCCUCCCUCAGAGGGCUGCACAGGAGGCACUGGCAUCUUGGCAUAGCCAGAGACGCUCCCCUUCUGCACCCCAAGACCUGAGGGAAAUAAAGCCUGAAUAAGGGGGUCAGCAUUGGACAGCUCCAAGACGAUCACUGAAGAGGGCUGUUUGCUGCAGGUACAAGUGAGGCAAGAUGAACUGGACAGGCCUGUACGCCUUACUCAGCGGUGUGAACCGGCACUCCACGGCCAUCGGGCGCGUCUGGCUCUCAGUCAUCUUCAUCUUCCGCAUCAUGGUGCUGGUGGUGGCCGCCGAGAGCGUGUGGGGCGACGAGAAGUCCUCCUUCAUCUGCAACACCCUGCAGCCGGGCUGUAACAGCGUGUGCUACGACCACUUCUUCCCCGUUUCCCACGUGCGCCUGUGGUCCCUGCAGCUCAUCCUGGUGUCCACGCCAGCCCUGCUCGUGGCCAUGCAUGUGGCCCACCAGCAGCACAUGGAGAAGAAGCUUCUUCGGCUCGAGGGCCACGGGGACCCGCUGCACCUGGAGGAGGUCAAGCGCCACAAGGUGCACAUCUCGGGCACGCUGUGGUGGACCUACGUCAUCAGCGUGCUUUUCCGCCUGCUCUUCGAGGCCGUCUUCAUGUAUGUCUUCUACCUGCUGUACCCGGGCUACGCCAUGGUGCGUCUGGUCAAGUGCGACAGCUACCCUUGCCCCAAUACGGUGGACUGCUUCGUGUCCCGGCCCACCGAGAAGACCGUCUUCACUGUCUUCAUGCUGGCCGCCUCAGGGAUCUGCAUCGUGCUCAACGUGGCCGAGGUGGUGUACCUCAUCAUCCGGGCCUGUGCCCGGCGUGCCCAGCGCCGCUCCAACCCUCCGUCGCGCAAGGGCUCGGGAUUCGGCCACCGACUGUCCCACGAGUGCAAGCAGAACGAAAUCAACAAGCUGCUGAGCGACCAGGACGGCUCCCUCAAAGACAUCCUGCGGCGCAGCCCUGGCACCGGGGCCGGCCUGGCUGAGAAGAGCGACCGCUGUUCCGCCUGUUGAGGGCACAGCCGCUACCACACCCACGGUCACUCCUAGUCCCCUCAGCCCAAGCACCUGCCCUUCAUCCCCUCAGUAAGGGGGGGUGGGGAGUGGGGUGCUAUGAGGCAGAUCUCACGCCCUCCUCCCCAAGCUUCAGGGAGCAAAGGAGGGUGUAGUUCUUACUGUUUCUCUCUCUCUCCAAUUCCUGCUCCUCUCCCUGGGACCACUGAGUACCUCUAGGAUGGGUGGUGGGGAGGGGGCUUUGCCACCACUUCCAUUGAUGACACUAAUCUUAACCCUGACAACAGUGGGGAAGGGCUUGGAUGGCUGGAAACGACUAGGUUCUGAUUCCAUCUGACCAUCUGGGGUGGGGACUGGUCAGCACUACCUUUGACUCGAGGAACCCGGGCCUGGGCCUGCGAUGUUACACAUUAAACAGGAUUUUACAGUA